CCGCGCCACCCUUGUGGCCGGCCGCUGACAGGGCAUACUUUACGGACACUGAAAGAUUCGAGCAAAACAACUCUCGCAUUCAAGCUGCGGCAAGCAGUCCUGAGCAAUAUGUCGAAUCUGUAACAUUAAGCAAGGUGGAACAGUAUAGCAAAAGACAAACAUCUCCGCCCAACGGAAAACUAUUGUGUGAGCGUACAGGAUCGGGAAAGGAUCCAAAUCACAUUACACGAGCUGUCAGUCCACGCGGCAGCCACUCGUUAGCUUCAUCCGAAGUGGUCGCGUACGACCAGCCACCAUCACAUGCACAGCUGCGACAAUUGGAACCUUCCACCAGAACAGACACUAGGUCCGUUUCACGCAGACCAAUGGAGCAUGGGAAUCGUAUGGGAACACAUCAGCGCCCGUUGCCACCGCUCCCACUAGAAACGGGCUCGUUGAGAUCCGUACCUAAUCAACAAGAUGACACGUGGAACAAGGAGGCAUACAAAGAAGUGUAUGAACAGUUUCAUACGCAAAAAAAUCAUACCUUUCUCGAAGCUCAGCAGCUCCAACACCGAAACUUUGCCACGAUGGAAGUCAGCUGAGUAUCUUAUACCACGUCGAUCACUGCCGGACCCACCUGUACCAUGCCUAUGGAGUCGAGGCACUGCACCAGAGGGAAAGAUCACACCUCUGAGCUCGACUGGACAUCCGUAUGUCGCCACCGUGUGCGAGUCGAGUCGAAAUUUGUGGGAACGCAGUAUUUCCAGCGAUUACGCCCAAAAUCGUCCCAGCGCCAAGCAGCAUGUAUCUCGUGGCCACUGGGAAGAUAUAGAUAAUGAUGUGAGAGCACUGCAACAAACCCAAGACGAACACGCAAGCCAGGGAUACAAAUCCGGACGGCUGCCUUCCCACAAAUUGGCCCUGCCGUCUCUGAUCUCCCAGCAGCGAGAUAGCUCCCUCCAACCAGUACAUUCCCUCGCAAAUCCUGCGCCAUCGUUUCACUCGUCAAGCGACAUUCAGAAUGGUCCUAGACCGCCGCCUUGGGGCUCCUACGAAGAUCUCGAGAUCCAACGUCGACAACGCGGGGACGCAAGAGAGCGCACCAACGUUCAAUUGAAUCGUUUGACAGCGGACAGCGCAUCGAUGUAUCAGAAGUCAAUAUCUUCUGACAGCGUUGGCAAGGUUCCUUCAAGGGAGGUAGAACAGUACAGAGAACAGAUACUUGGCGUGUAUCCCGACAUGGAAUUCAACAGAGACGAUGGAUUAGGUGAUCCGAGGUGGUGUUGCUGUGUUAUGAUGUGAUCGGUAUCAGAUCCAUGAGAAAGCUUCAUGGCUAUCGAUGAGAUUUGUAGAUAUGGUUCUACACCUCAGGACUCUGUGAUCUACACAUUGGAAGUCAGGGAGUUCAUACGAUCGGAUGUCACAGCCUGGGAAGUUCAAUAGCAUCACCAAUCAGUGCUACAAACACAGCGC
Messenger RNA from Alternaria alternata, 1455 nucleotides. RefSeq lists its product as hypothetical. NCBI's taxonomy places the organism in Eukaryota, Fungi, Ascomycota, Dothideomycetes, Pleosporales, Pleosporaceae. Bases 460 to 1284 code for a protein of 274 amino acids. The record is from RefSeq and is a predicted model, not a curated record. The transcript has a single exon.